ACGAAGCGAGCGAAAUCAAGCCUUUCUGUGCACAGCUGUCAAAGUGUGUGGUUCGCUCUCGUUCUUUUGGCUUCCGGCAUCGGUGCUGAGCUGUUGUUGCAGUUAAUCUGAUCAAAUCGCCAAGAUGUUUAUGCCCAAGGCUCAUAGGGUUGCCAUCUACGAGCACCUCUUCAAGGAGGGUGUGCUGGUGGCAGAGAAGAACUUCUACGCUCCGAAGCACCCGGAGCUGGACACCAUCCCAAACCUGCACGUCAUUAAGACGAUGCAGUCACUGAAGUCGAAGAAUUUCGUGAAGGAGCAGUUCGCUUGGCGCCACUACUACUGGUACCUCACCAACGAGGGAAUCGAAUACUUGCGCGCCUACCUGCACCUGCCGUCGGAGAUUGUGCCGUCGACACUGAAGCGCGCCGCCCGUUCCGAACCGCAACGCGCCCGUCCCCAGGCCGGUCCGCGUCCGGAUGGACCGAAGGGUGGCGAAGACCGUCAGGCGUACCGGCGCACCCAGCAGGCAAACCCGGGCGACAAAAAGGGAGACGUCGGUGCCGGCACUGGUGACCUGGAGUUCCGUGGUGGAUUUGGUCGAGGAAACCGCAUGUAAGGCGAUACGCGUUUAAAUGAAGCCGCAGACGUUCCAAUUGUGAAGUAAGGUGCGUCCAAUCUACCCCUUUGCGUCCGUGCAGUCCCAAAUAUCGUGGUGGGAUCCGAUGGCAAAUGUAUCGGAAGGGUGGUAAAUAAAGUUUCAGAAUAAUAACCCAAAAAA
Messenger RNA from Anopheles aquasalis, 760 nucleotides. RefSeq names its product Ribosomal protein S10b (gene RpS10b). Gene Ontology annotation, molecular function: structural constituent of ribosome; RNA binding. Lineage: Eukaryota; Metazoa; Arthropoda; Insecta; Diptera; Culicidae. Gene Ontology annotation, cellular component: cytosolic small ribosomal subunit. The record is from RefSeq and is a predicted model, not a curated record.